AAGACAACUUAACAAUUGGUUGCCCCAAAUCAUUGACCAUAUAGUUAGUUUUCAUUACUUUUAGUAUGGUUUCACAAGACUCUUCCCCAAAUCCAACCUCGAGUAUUUUUCACCAAUUCAUGAUCUCAGAGUCACUUACUAGUGAAAACCAAUUUCAAAUCCCACAGUUUGAUCCUUAUGGAACUGACUUCAGAGGCAGUAGUGAAUAUCCUCAGUCUCUUGGUGUGUUGCCCACCAUUCAUUCUCUUCAAGUAAGGGUGUCUGGAUCCAUAGACCUUGUUCAUGCUCCUCCAAUAGCAGAGGCAUCUGAGAUCAACCAUGGUAGACACUUCAUGAAUGAACAUAACCAACAAACCCAAAGGCUCUCAUUGUCCCUUGGUUCUCGUAUGCUUGUUCCCUCUGUCCAAUUCGGGCAGAGACCCACCAAUUCAAGUCUCAUAGUUCCCACAGGUAGUGCUUUUGCUUCAUCUUCCACCUCUUAUGGAACAGAAUCUUUAGCUAUUUCCGUUGGCAAUUCAAAAUUUCUGAAACCAGCUCAAUCCCUUCUGGAAGAAUCGGUUAAAAUUGGUGGGAAAGCCAUUGACAUAAGCAAUGAGAAAUAUAUCAGAAGCUUAUCUCCUAACAGCAAAAGAGGCUCACUUGGAUUAAGUUCUCAACUUAAAGCAGAGUUAUGCAACAGUGGAUUGUCUGCUGAGAAACAUGAACUCCAUGUUAAACUUUCAAAGCUUAUUGCCUUGUUGGAAGAGGUUGAGAGAAGGUAUGAGCACUACCAUCAUCAUGUUGAAGAAUUGGUUUGUUCAUUUGAAGUGAUAGCAGGUGUAAAUUCAGGCAAGUCUUACACUGCUCUUGCACUUCAAGCCAUGUCCAGACAUUUCUGCAGCUUAAGAGAUGCAAUUCUCUCUCAAAUCAAUGAAACAAGAAGAGAAUUUUCGCAAGAUAUGCCAAAAAUCAGCACUGGUUUGUCACAACUUAGCUUGUUUGAUCGAGAGAAUCGACACAAUCGAAUAUCUCUUCAGCAGCUUGCACUGAUCCAAAGCCCACGGCAACAAUGGAGACCUAUCAGAGGAUUGCCCGACACUUCUGUUGCAAUCCUUCGGUCGUGGCUUUUCGAACAUUUUCUCCACCCUUAUCCAAAUGAUUCUGAAAAGCUUAUGUUGGCAUCACAGACAGGCCUAUCCAAGAACCAAGUUGAGAGAAGGUAUGAGCACUACCAUCAUCAUGUUGAAGAAUUGGUUUGUUCAUUUGAAGUGAUAGCAGGUGUAAAUUCAGGCAAGUCUUACACUGCUCUUGCACUUCAAGCCAUGUCCAGACAUUUCUGCAGCUUAAGAGAUGCAAUUCUCUCUCAAAUCAAUGAAACAAGAAGAGAAUUUUCGCAAGAUAUGCCAAAAAUCAGCACUGGUUUGUCACAACUUAGCUUGUUUGAUCGAGAGAAUCGACACAAUCGAAUAUCUCUUCAGCAGCUUGCACUGAUCCAAAGCCCACGGCAACAAUGGAGACCUAUCAGAGGAUUGCCCGACACUUCUGUUGCAAUCCUUCGGUCGUGGCUUUUCGAACAUUUUCUCCACCCUUAUCCAAAUGAUUCUGAAAAGCUUAUGUUGGCAUCACAGACAGGCCUAUCCAAGAACCAAGUUUCCAAUUGGUUCAUUAAUGCUCGAGUUCGAUUGUGGAAACCUAUGAUUGAAGAAAUGUAUAACGAAGAGUUUGCAGACUCAUUGGUUGAUUCGAAUCCAUAGUUAGCAAGCACUUCUCUACAAUGGAAGGCAUCACAGAUAAUGCAGAGGAGUGAAAAAAGUGAUAGGAAGGAUCAGAUAUUAAUAUGUAACCAAUGCUUUUUGAGCAAUUUCGUUUGGUUGUUUGAUCUAUAUAGUAAAUUGAAAGCUUUUGG
This is a messenger RNA of Ilex paraguariensis (yerba mate), 1885 nucleotides long. The record is from the annotation of a GenBank genome assembly. NCBI's taxonomy places the organism in Eukaryota, Viridiplantae, Streptophyta, Magnoliopsida, Aquifoliales, Aquifoliaceae.